Molecule: messenger RNA, 2019 nt
Organism: Eucalyptus grandis
Lineage: Eukaryota; Viridiplantae; Streptophyta; Magnoliopsida; Myrtales; Myrtaceae
Product: beta-glucosidase 11
Exons: 13
Coding region: 357-1847 (496 amino acids)
Biological process (GO): carbohydrate metabolic process
Molecular function (GO): beta-glucosidase activity
Source: RefSeq, a predicted model, not a curated record
CGAGUACCCCAAGAAUCGCUUGGUCUACAUGAGAACCAACAAUCUGUGGAAACUGGAGUCUUCCUGGACCACACGACAGAAUACCAAGUCGAGAACGCAAACUUCUUGUUGUCUGUUAGUACAUGAAGGAUCAUAAAUGAGAGCAAGGACCAAGAUGUUCUUGGCUCAGUUUUUUGCUGAUUCUUGCUGUGCAAUCAGCUCUACCUGCUGUCUUUGGAGCUGAUACAUACAGUCGAUACGACUUCCCACCCGGAUUCGUCUUUGGUUCGGGCACAUCCGCUUACCAGAUUGAAGGGGCAGCAAAUGAAGAUGGAAGGACGCCCAGUGUCUGGGACACCUUCGCCCAUGCAGGUUUUAUGAAUGGAGCAACCGGAGAUGUAGCUUGUGACGGGUAUCACAAAUACAAGGAAGAUGUUCAACUCAUGGCGGAGACAGGCCUAGAUGCCUACAGGUUCUCAAUUUCAUGGUCAAGACUCAUUCCACAUGGCCGAGGACCGGUGAAUCCAAAGGGUUUACGGUAUUACAAUAACCUCAUUAACGAACUUAUUAAGAGCGGUAUCCAACCGCACAUCACUUUAUACCAUUUUGACUUGCCACAAGAGCUUGAGGAUGAGUAUGGAGGCUGGGUUAGUCGUAAAAUCAUAGAAGAUUUCACAGCUUAUGCAGAUGUAUGCUUCAGGGAGUUUGGCGACCGUGUUCAGUAUUGGUCUACUGUGAACGAGCCUAACAUUUUUGCUAUUGGAGGAUACGACCAAGGGAUUGCCCCGCCUAGACGGUGCUCUCCUCCGUUUGCAUUCAACUGCACCAAAGGCAACUCCUCAACGGAGCCGUAUCUUGCAGUUCAUAACAUCUUGUUAGCGCAUGCAUUGGUAGCAAAACUAUAUAGAGAGAAAUAUAAGGUAUGCCGAUUAGUUACAGAAAUGUCUUGUGCCAGUUUUCCUGCUUCAUAUGUUUUUGUGGCCUCUUCGAUUCUUCGGGGCCAAUAUGUCCUUCCUUUUGAUAUGAUAAAACGAAAAGAAAGCAUAUUAUCUGGCUUUGGUGCAUUGACAUUGGUGUUGCAGCUGAAGCAGCAGGGUUUUAUAGGUCUCAGCGUGUAUGUUUUUGGGAUUUAUCCUUUCACAAACUCGACAGAGGACCUUACUGCUGUGCAGCGAGCCAGUGAUUUCUUCAUCGGCUGGUUGGUGCAUCCUCUGAUAUAUGGAGAUUACCCAAGAGCGAUGAAGCAAAACGUGGGGUCUAGACUUCCGGCCUUCACUCCUCUCGAAUUGAAACAAGUGAAGGGUUCGGCCGACUUCCUGGGAUUGAUAUAUUACACCUCCAUUACCAUCAAAGAUAAGUCCAGCAGCCUGGAGGAAGAACCCAGAGACUUCAACCGAGACAUGGGUGUCGAAUUUAUCACUAAUGUAAACGCUUCCCAGAUUUUCGAGGAGCCGAUCAUGCCGGAGGGUCUUCAGCAAGUGCUUGAGUACUUCAAGCAAGUCUAUGGCAACCCUCCUCUCCUCAUAUAUGAAAAUGGGAGGCAGACUCGGCGGAACACGACUUUGCGAGACACAGAACGGAUUAGCUACAUUCACGCUCAUAUCGGAGCGGUGCUCGACUCGGUGAGGAAUGGGUCGAACACCAUAGGCUACUUCACCUGGUCCUUCCUAGACGUGCUCGAGCUAUUGGCCGGCUUCGAGUCGAGUUUCGGCCACUACUACGUCGAUCUGGGCGACCCAGAUUUGAAGCGUUACCCGAAGCUGUCAGCGGACUGGUAUGCCCAGUUCUUGAAGGGGAAAAGCGUCGGUCCCGAACCUGGUGCUCUCAUUGAAAUCGGAAGCAACCUAUCUGCAGCCGACAGCAAGUGAAAGCAAAAGCUAGUCAGUAGUCUCAGCUCAGGGAGCUUCGUGUUAUCCCGUCACCCGCAUGCCGGACAGACUCGUUAUCAAUAUUAUGUUUGAUUGAACUUCUUCGCCUUAGUUAGAUUGGCGAUGUAUGGAUAUGUUCAAUAAUCGAUAUAUUUGAAGCAAAGUUUUGAGA